AUGAAUUGCAAAUCAUUAACAACAAUUAAUAUACCAACAAUAAUUAAAGAAAUAGGAAGUUAUUGUUUUCUUAAUUGUAAAAGAUUAAAGUCAGUUACUAUACCAACUACAGUUAGUAAAAUUGUAGAUAGUUAUUUUAAAUACUGUUCAUCAUUAACAUCAUUAAAUAUAGAAAGUACUAAGUUUAUAACAACAAAAAAUUUUAUUUUUUUUAUGAACUUGUUAAAUAAAAGAUAUAAUAGAUUUAUUAUACGAAUAUCAAUUAUUGAAUUAGGAGUUUGUUGUUUUUCUUGUUGUAAAUCAUUGAGUAGUGUUACUAUUCCAACAUCAAUUACUAAAAUAUGUAAAUAG
Molecule: messenger RNA, 351 nt
Organism: Entamoeba dispar SAW760
Lineage: Eukaryota; Evosea; Mastigamoebida; Endamoebidae
Exons: 3
Coding region: 1-351 (116 amino acids)
Source: RefSeq, a predicted model, not a curated record